Ambispora leptoticha is the source of this 1093-nucleotide messenger RNA. Lineage: Eukaryota; Fungi; Glomeromycota; Glomeromycetes; Archaeosporales; Ambisporaceae. The record is from the annotation of a GenBank genome assembly.
AUGAACAUGAUUUUAACCGGCGAUGGUCAUAAUAAUAUUGAAAGAAAAAAUAGUUUAAAAACUCCAGCCAGUAAUCAAUAUGACAUAGUAAUCACUAAUAUGCCUUUUUCUUUAAAAGGUCCUUUUGAAGAAUACAAAGAUAAUUACUACUUAGGAAAAGCCAACGGCAAUAGCCUUUAUCGAAAUGAAGAAGAAAAACUGAAAAAUGGUUUUCAAAAAAUAGAGAUGGGAGAAAUAGAGAAAAACCAUUUCAUUAGUGUUCCUGGUCUCUAUAAAAAGUUUGAUUUUGAAGAGAGUAAACAUGAAAUAAUUCCUUUAAGUGAACUAAUCGAAGAACAAGAUAAUUUUGUUCUUCAAGAAGAAAGAUUUAAAGAAAGAGUAGCGGCCAAAGACACUUCCGAUUAUAAAUUGGUUCCUCCUCGGCAUUUUGCUUACCGACCGCCCGGAGUUAAUGUAGGUUAUAUUUGUUAUAAUGAUAAAGAAAUGACUGGUUGUAUCACUGCUUAUUAUCCAGUAUUUAAAGUUAAACAUGAAAAUAAAAUUAAACCUGAAUAUCUCUUUUGUGUUUGUCAGUCCGAAAAAUUUCGGGAGCAAGCGGAUGCUUUUUUUCGUGGCACAGCUCGGCCAAGUAUAAAUUUCACUGAUUUUUGUAAGAUAAAAAUCCCAGUGCCAUCUUUGGAGGAACAAGAAAAAAAGAUUAGAGAUAUAUGCGAUGCAAAUCCUUCAAAAUCAGAAAUAAAAGACAAAAAAGGUAUUAAAGUUUCUUUCUUGCCGAUGGAGGACUUAGAAAAAUAUUCGCUGCGAGUUUGUCCUAAACAAGUUAGAAAAAUAGAAGAAGUUUAUCAAAGUUAUACUUACUUUGCCGAAAAUGAUUUACUGAUUGCUAAAAUUACUCCUUGUUUCGAAAACGGGAAAAUGAGCAUUGCUAAAAACUUGGUAAACAGAAUUGGUUUUGAAGUUGGAAAAACUAUUAUGACAGGCACAGUAGGCCAACAGAGAAUUAAACCUAAUUUUGUUGGUGAUUAUUCAAUUACCUUACCGCCUUUGGAAAUCCAAAAAGAGUUUGUUGAAGAAUUGAAAAAAGAUGAAAUAA